Messenger RNA from Indicator indicator, 454 nucleotides. RefSeq names its product nucleophosmin/nucleoplasmin 3 (gene NPM3). Gene Ontology annotation, molecular function: histone binding; RNA binding; chromatin binding. The coding region runs from base 1 to 435 and encodes 144 amino acids. The transcript has 5 exons. Gene Ontology annotation, cellular component: nucleoplasm; cytoplasm; nucleolus. The record is from RefSeq and is a predicted model, not a curated record. Gene Ontology annotation, biological process: chromatin remodeling. NCBI's taxonomy places the organism in Eukaryota, Metazoa, Chordata, Aves, Piciformes, Indicatoridae.
AUGGAGCCGCACGGGCCCGGCUGCUCCGGCAACGUCCUCUUCGGUUGUGAGCUGACUGCCAGUACCAAAUCCUACACAUUUCAAGUGGACGAGGAAGAUGACUCUGACCACAUUUUGGCCCUAUCUGUGGUCUGCCUCACGGACGGUGCCAAGGAUGAGUGCAAUGUGGUGGAGGUCAUUGGACGAAACCAUGAGAACCAGGAGAUUGCUGUGCCUGUGGCCAAUCUGAAGUUGUCAUGUCAGCCCUUGCUGAGUCUGGACAACUUCAAGCUGCAGCCUCCAGUGACCUUCCGCCUGGCAGCAGGAUCUGGCCCAGUACACCUUGCUGGCUGGCACAGGAUUGUGCCCAGGGAAGAUGCUUUCUUUGAGGAGGACGAUGAUUUGUCUGAGGAGGAGGAGGUGGAGCUUGCUCCUAUCAUGCCAGCCAAGAAGUAGAGGAGGAAGCAGUAGCUUA